AUGUUUUUUUCUGUUUCAAAAAGAAUUAAGUUUAUGUCAGCCUGUUUUGGUAUUUUUAGUGUUGGUGUGCUUUAUUCCUACGUAAAUAGUGAAAAAAGAGAUUAUUUGAAUGGGGAUUUUUAUUCUUUUUGCACAAUUAGAGAUAUUCGUCAAAUAUCUCCUUCUACAAACAUAUAUGAGCUUGAAUUUGAUCGGCCGUCUAAGCAAUAUCAGAAUCGUCCAAUACAAAAUGUUUUGCUUAAGAAUUCUGAUAUUCAAAUACAACGAUAUUAUACACCUAUUUAUAUUAGUUCUAGAAAGGUUGUUCUACUUGUUAAAUUUUAUGAAGAUGGUGAAGUAAGUCGAUGGAUUCAUAGAAAACGUGUGGGUGAUCGAAUAGAACUUCGUGGUCCAUUUCUAGAGUGGAAAUGGAAUGAUAAUCAGUGGAAAAAUGUUUUGUUUAUUGCAGGUGGUACUGGAAUUACGCCAGCAUAUCAGCUUUUAUCUUAUAUUUUUCAAGAUGGUGUUCAGUAUAUGCCUAAAUUCCAUUUGAUGUAUGCGAAUAGAAAUCCAGAUGAGAUAUUGUUAAGGAAAGAAUUGGACAAUUUACAAGAAAAAUAUUCGGAAAAUCUUAAAAUUACCUAUUUUGUAGAUUCUUCUCCAGAUAGCAAAGUUUUGGAUAAAUAUUUAAUCAGGUCAAUAAACCUAUAUGAUAUAAUUCAAGCAUUUCCUUCUUCAGGUUGUACUGAUUCGGAUACAAUUGUCUUGGUAUGUGGAACUGAUGGAUUUGUAAGUUAUAUUGCUGGUCCUAAAGACACGUUGUAUGGUGAACAAGGGAAUCUUGGAGGACUAUUAAAAAAGGCAAAAUGUCUUAAUGUUUGGAAAUUAUGA
Messenger RNA from Pneumocystis murina B123, 870 nucleotides. RefSeq lists its product as hypothetical. The record is from RefSeq and is a predicted model, not a curated record. NCBI's taxonomy places the organism in Eukaryota, Fungi, Ascomycota, Pneumocystomycetes, Pneumocystales, Pneumocystaceae. The transcript has 2 exons. The coding region runs from base 1 to 870 and encodes 289 amino acids. Gene Ontology annotation, molecular function: oxidoreductase activity.